This is a messenger RNA of Marchantia polymorpha subsp. ruderalis, 1525 nucleotides long. NCBI's taxonomy places the organism in Eukaryota, Viridiplantae, Streptophyta, Marchantiopsida, Marchantiales, Marchantiaceae. The record is from the annotation of a GenBank genome assembly.
CAACAUCUCUCUACGUGCAUUGCGAUUUUAUGUAAUGAUUAUUCAGUUUCUGUGUUUCUUCUGCAUAUUCUGCCCGCUGUGGCCAUGACACUUUAGAGCUUCGUUGUUAUUUAGCUCACGCCUAGAAGAGGUAACCGAGUUCUCAUCUUACGCUAACCCCUUCAACAUCCGGCAUGAAUUCUCAUCUUACGCUAACCCCUUCAACAUCCGGCAUGAACGAUGAGGAUGUAGAGAAAACUAAGAUUCAGAACUUUCUAGAAGCUUCCAUUCAGCGUUGUGUUUCAAGAAUUUCAAAGUCGUACGAGCAAGCAGUAAGGUCUUUCCUUUCCCUUCUAUUUUGGUACCCUCAUGAGUUUCGUGACACCCUUAAGGAAGGAUGUCACGAAACUCCAGAGGGCGCCAAAAUAGGAGAAAUGGAUCUCACCAUAUAUCCUGUCAAGUCCACUAUCCUCACCUUCAUCGAAGUCUUAAUUACUUGUCUCAUCAUUUUUGGCACAUGCUUGCGACAUCUAUUGGAGGAGCUUGGGCCAUCAACCAUGCAAUAGAACCCAGAGCUAACUGGUUCUCCCUGAAAUGCGUCGAGGCGCAGCAGUUGACUGGACGGACUUCUACUUAGUUUCACCCGAGCUUCAUUCUGGCGGAGACAAUUGAAUGUUCGAGCCUUAACCUUUGGCCAGACAAGCACUGAUAUUUGAAGAUUUGGGUGUGAUUCUUGCGAAAGCAAUCUUGGUUCCUUUCGCUAUUCUUUGGGUCCCAGUUUCCAGAGGUUCACCACUGCUGCGUGCAGCUGGAUCUUUUCCUGAGCAUGCCUUAAAGUAUCUCCCUUGGCGCGGCAUCCUCGCUCAGACAUAGCUCACAGCAUUGCCUUCAUAAUCAGCUGGCCUGCUACUAGUCACACAUCGACGGUGAGUGAAAGCAAUACCCAGAGACUAGCCAUCCGGAAAAGUCGCCAGUCUUCUUUGCUUCUUAUUUUCUGCGGGUAUGAGGCUAGUGAAUUAGAAAUACAGCUUGGUGCAUGCGUUCUGAAAAUCUACAAUAAAUGUCGAGCAAGCAGGAGGGUGUGUCCGAGCCUUAUUGGAAUUGAUAUACACGGGCCUGGCCGAUUUAUCUUCACUUUUUUUGGAACAGCUUACUUGUAACGAGUUGCUAUCGUAUAUGCAGCUGCGCAGGUGGCCAACUGGAAACAAACGAUUUGCUCCAUUUCCUGCGUUUGUAGCGUUUGUGGCUGGAGUCAAAGUACUGCUAUUGUCCCUGAGAAAUCGAAAAUAAUAAUAAUAAUAAUCUGUUCUUCAUUGUCCACCACCUAUACCUUGUGUUUCUCGUACUCUUCGCCUUACACGGUGUUACACAGAUGCACUUUGGGGUGAUUCCAGCUCUCUUCUUUUGGCCCUGGAUCGAUUCAUGCGCAUGUUGCAAUAUCGGAAGUCAGUCGAUGUGUUGUCGAUGAGAAUACUAUCGGCCAAUAUUUUGAGACUGAUGUUUGCUAAGUCCGACUCUGAGUUUCCAACCCUAUCUUUACUUCUGG